This is a messenger RNA of Mustela lutreola (European mink), 4980 nucleotides long. It is a transcript of the gene MTCL3, whose product is annotated as SOGA family member 3. The record is from RefSeq and is a predicted model, not a curated record. The transcript has 6 exons. NCBI's taxonomy places the organism in Eukaryota, Metazoa, Chordata, Mammalia, Carnivora, Mustelidae. Gene Ontology annotation, biological process: regulation of autophagy. Bases 863 to 3724 code for a protein of 953 amino acids.
CUCCCAGCAGCCGCCUGCCAGCUCCUCGCAGCUGCAUCAGGAGACGUCAGUCACGCCCGGGAAGGCUGUUCGAAUACGCCUCCCAGAGAAAAUAGCUCAAGUGAAUAAUUGAUGGAGAUUGAUCCGCCCAGGACAAAGCUUGCAGAAAACCAGCGCAUCCGAUUUCGAGCGGUUUUGGAAUCCUCUGCCAAGUACAGGAUAUGGGAGCGAAGCAAGGACUUGGAGCGCAGCUACAGAUCUUCCAUCUCGGGUGUGGCUCCGGCCUUUUUGUCUUCUAGCCACCUCCCCUGUCACCCGCUCCUACCCCCACCCCGGCCCGUCCCCGCCUUCUUCUCUUCCCUAUGAAAGUAGCCUCUCUUUGGUUACUUCUACCCUAUCCUCCCUUGCAGUCCCGCCCUCUCCCCUGCCCAGUCCGGUGAGGUCAGCUCAUGAAUAUCAGUGCACUUCCUGAGGAGCGUCUGGCACCGCUUGGUACCUCGCGUGUUCGCCGGCUUGGAGACGCAGCUCAGCCGAGUCGCGGACCCCGGGAAGUAACCGGCUCUGGGGGCCGCCGAGCCUGCACGUUAACGCCAUUGUCUGGAGAAAUCGAGUGGGUGUGGAACUAAGGCGAGAGGGCCCAAAGUCGUGCUCAGCCAAAAAGUGGCACAUAAUUCUACGAAGUUAAACUUUCCUUGUCUUUAAAAGACGUAAAAAUAAACCCUGAGGUCGCCGGAGGAUCAGAAGGAAAACGCUGUUGAUGCAACUUCGAAACAUCGCGUCUGCAGAGAAAUUAGAAAGGAAGGUUGGCGGAUUUGAGAAGGGAAAAGAAUGAUCUGGUGAUGAACCAUUCUAAUCUCAUCUGGUAGAUUCUUUCCAGACCGCUAUGAGUCAGCCACCGAUGGGGGGCGCUGCCCCCGCCACAGCAACAGCUUCUGCAGCCACUUCUGCCACUGAGGCUCGACUGCACCCAGAGGGCAGCAGCAGAAAACAGCAGCGUGCUCAAUCACCUGCCAGACUAAGGGACAAUUCGGUCCGACAGACAACCGCGACCACCCGGUCCCCCGUGGGGGCCGGCACUAAACUCAAUUCUGUUCGACAGCAGCAGCUGCAGCAGCAGCAGCAGGGCAACAAGACCGGGAGCCGCUCGGUGCCUCCGAUCAGCGCCCGAGGAGGCGGAGGCGGGGCGGAGAAGGCUGCGCCCCUGGCGCCCAAAGGGGCCGCGCCGGGAGCUGUCCAUCUCGCGGCUGGUGCUGAAGCGGCCCCUGCGGCGACCCUGGCCCCCGUGGGCGGCAGGAGGCCUGGCCCGUCGGAGGAGCCAUCCCGGGAGCUAGAGCCGGUGUCCGCUAAACUCGGGGAACCCCCUCCGCUCGGGGAAGGAGGAGGAGGGGGUGGGGAAGGAGGAGGAGCCGGCGGUGGCUCCGGGGAAAGGGAGGGGGGCGCUCCGCAGCCGCCGCCGCCGCCCAGGGGCUGGCGAGGGAAAGGCGUACGCGCUCAGCAGAGGGGCAGCAGCGGCGGGGAGGGGGCCUCCCCUUCACCAUCCUCUGCGGGCAAAACCCCAGGCCCCGGCAGCAGAAACUCCGGAAGCGGUGUUGUGGGAAGCGGGAGCGGUGGCGGAGGGAGCUACUGGAAGGAAGGAUGUCUGCAGUCUGAGCUCAUCCAGUUCCACCUCAAGAAAGAGCGGGCGGCAGCGGCGGCGGCCGCGGCUCAGAUGCACACUAAGAACGGCGGCGGCAGCAGCCGCAGCUCCCCGGUCGCUGGCGCCCCUGCCAUCUGCGAGCCUCUCGCAAUCCCUUCAGUCUCCCCAAUGGCGGCGGCAGCGGAGGGCCCCCAGCAGAGCGCUGAGGGCAGCGCGAGUGGAGGGGGCAUGCAGGCGGCGGCGCCUCCUUCGUCGCAGCCGCACCCGCAGCAGCUCCAGGAGCAGGAAGAAAUGCAGGAGGAGAUGGAGAAACUGCGAGAGGAAAACGAGACUCUCAAGAACGAGAUUGAUGAGCUGAGGACCGAGAUGGACGAGAUGAGGGACACUUUCUUCGAGGAGGAUGCCUGUCAACUGCAGGAAAUGCGCCACGAGUUGGAGAGAGCCAACAAAAACUGCCGGAUCCUGCAGUACCGCCUCCGCAAAGCCGAGCGCAAAAGGCUCCGCUACGCACAGACUGGGGAAAUCGACGGGGAGCUGUUGCGCAGCCUGGAGCAGGAUCUCAAGGUUGCAAAGGAUGUAUCUGUCAGACUUCACCACGAAUUGGAAAAUGUGGAAGAAAAGCGAACAACAACAGAAGACGAAAAUGAAAAACUGAGGCAACAGCUUAUAGAAGUUGAGAUCGCAAAGCAAGCUUUACAGAAUGAACUGGAAAAAAUGAAGGAGCUAUCCUUAAAAAGAAGAGGAAGCAAAGAUCUGCCAAAAUCUGAAAAAAAGACUCAACAGACUCCCACAGAGGAGGACAGUGAGGAUCUGAAAUGCCAGCUGCAGUUCGCGAAGGAAGAAGCUGCUCUGAUGAGGAAGAAGAUGGCCAAGAUCGACAAAGAGAAGGACCGAUUCGAACACGAGCUUCAGAAGUACAGAUCCUUUUAUGGGGAUCUGGACAGUCCUUUGCCCAAAGGAGAAGCCGGGGGGCCUCCCAGCACCAGGGAGGCUGAGCUCAAGCUGCGGCUGAGGCUCGUGGAGGAAGAAGCCAACAUCCUGGGCAGGAAGAUCGUGGAACUGGAGGUGGAGAACAGAGGCCUGAAGGCAGAACUCGACGACCUGAGAGGGGACGACUUCAACGGCUCGGCCAACCCGCUCAUGAGGGAGCAGAGCGAAUCCCUGUCAGAGCUGCGGCAGCACCUGCAGCUGGUGGAGGAUGAGACGGAGCUGCUGCGGCGGAACGUGGCGGACCUGGAGGAGCAGAACAAGCGCAUCACGGCGGAGCUCAACAAGUACAAGUACAAGUCGGGCGGCCACGAGAGCGCGCGACACCACGACAGCGCCAAGACCGAGGCCCUGCAAGAGGAGCUGAAGGCGGCGCGCCUGCAGAUCAACGAGCUCAGCGGCAAGGUCAUGCAGCUGCAGUACGAGAACCGCGUGCUUAUGUCCAACAUGCAGCGCUACGACCUGGCCUCGCACCUGGGCAUCCGCGGCAGCCCGCGCGACAGCGACGCCGAGAGCGACGCGGGCAAGAAGGAGAGCGACGACGACUCGCGGCCGCCUCACCGCAAGCGCGAGGGGCCCAUCGGCGGCGAGAGCGACUCGGAGGAGGUGCGGAACAUCCGCUGCCUGACGCCCACCCGCUCCUUCUACCCCGCGCCCGGGCCCUGGCCCAAGAGCUUCUCCGACCGGCAGCAGAUGAAGGACAUCCGCUCGGAGGCCGAGCGCCUGGGCAAGACCAUCGACCGGCUCAUCGCCGACACUAGCACCAUCAUCACCGAGGCGCGCAUCUACGUGGCCAACGGGGACCUGUUCGGACUGAUGGAUGAGGAGGACGACGGCAGCCGCAUCCGGGAGCACGAGCUGCUCUACCGCAUCAACGCGCAGAUGAAAGCCUUCCGCAAGGAGCUGCAGACCUUCAUCGACCGCCUCGAGGUGCCCAAGUCUGCGGACGACCGCGGCGCCGAGGAGCCCAUAUCCGUGAGUCAGGUACAGUUCUGCCUAUUGCGAGCCACGGCGAUGGCCAGGUUGGUCCGCGGAUUCGUGCUCCCCGCUGGGGCGUCUCCGCGCACCGACCUCCACGCCCCGCUUCAGGGUCCCCGCGCAGAGCCUCACUGGGCUUCGUAGCCCCACAGCACACGUGUUCUCUCACACUGUCCUUCUUCAGGCCUCGGGUUUUCGGAACCCGCUUGGUAACUCCCUCCCCUCUGUUUCGGUUAAAAAGGAAAUUUACACACAUCCCCACCAUCAGUUUUUGUGUAAAGAUUAAAGGAUCUUAAACAUAUAUUAUUAUGUGUCGAUAUGUUCAGUAUUACUCGACCGAUUCUGAUGGAUCAGGCUGUAAGAAGAUCCCAAAUGGGAAUCUUUAAUUAUGUAUUUGCAGGUUUUGAACCAAGAUUGAAACUGAGUUUAAAAAGGUGGUUUGAUUACUAAGUAUCCAGGAUUAUUGUGUAACUACUGGCAAGUGUACAAGCCAACAGUGAAGAGAGGAUACAGUGUCUAGAUCCCUACCAAAAGGAACAAAUAGAAGUCACUCCUUUACAAGUGGAAGUAACAGGAUCGUUAUUUCUAGGGGGGAAAAAAAAUCACUGCCAUCUCUCUAUGUCAAAACUGGGGAAGGAGUGUUAUACUUUAACUUUAAUCCAACACUGAUUCAGAGAAAUAGUAAUAACUAUUCCCGAACAGGGAAAACCAGCAUUUUUCCUUCAUCCUAAUUUGUAGAGGCACAACUGAUGAAUUGGACUGAGCUGCUCUAGCCAGGUAUGGUGGCCAAAGACCCAUGCAUUUUGUCAGAAUUAACCACAUAAGAGAGAAUUUGUAAAAACACAGCAGGCAGCGCUACCUCUCUGGCAAGCCUCCUGUCCUGUAUCCAUUGGAGAACACACGGAAGUACAACAGCGUGCAUGGCUUUUAAGACACGCAAGAGAUUUAAAUUUAAAGAUCACUGUAUACACAGAAGCAUGAUAUUAAAUUAACUGCCUGUUAGUCACAACUAGAAAAAUCGCAACCCUAUUGCUUAUUUACCUUGCAUGUUGCUCUGCUUUGUUAUGAAAAAAAAAAGUUUUGCGAUAAAACUUGUUGAAUUUUGAAAUAUUAAGGCUUAUUGUUUCUCAAAUGUCAAAUGGUUGGCUUUCGGUUUCCUUGUAGCAGAUUUUUGAAUACUUGAAGCAUGUGGGUUUUCAAUUAUACCAUCAGGGAAAAAAAUAGAAAUCAGAGUGAGAGAAAGAACUGUGUGUAUUAAUAGGUUUCAGAUUUUGUAAAUGCAGGCUUAAGGGAGGGUUCUUCUUCAUCUUAAAUUGAAUGAAUGCUUAGAUUAGUUAAUAUGAAUUUAAGUUUUAAAAAUUAUUAUUAAUUAACUCUUCUCUUUGUCUCUGCAUUUACCU